GGGCGGGGACGCACGCUUUCAGGAGGUGCUGGUUCCUGCGCGGAGCCAGGCUUGUUCCCGCGAAAAUGGGCGGGCAUGUGAUCGAUCCGAGGGGUACUGUGGGCAAGAGCAGCAAGAUGCUGCAGCACAUCGACUACAGGAUGAGGUGCAUCCUGCAAGACGGUCGUAUCUUCAUUGGCACCUUCAAGGCUUUCGACAAGCAUAUGAAUUUGAUCCUAUGUGAUUGUGAUGAAUUCAGGAAGAUCAAGCCAAAGAACUCAAAACAAGCUGAAAGAGAAGAGAAGCGAGUCCUUGGGCUGGUGCUACUUCGAGGGGAGAACCUGGUCUCAAUGACAGUAGAGGGACCUCCUCCCAAAGAUACGGGCAUUGCCCGAGUGCCACUUGCUGGAGCUGCUGGGGGCCCGGGGAUCGGCAGGGCUGCUGGCAGAGGAAUCCCAGCUGGUGUUCCCAUGCCCCAGGCCCCUGCAGGACUUGCUGGGCCCGUGCGUGGGGUUGGUGGACCAUCCCAACAGGUGAUGACCCCACAAGCAAGAGGCACUGUUGCAGCUGCUGCAGCUGCUGCCACAGCUAGUAUUGCAGGGGCCCCAACCCAGUACCCACCGGGCCGUGGAGGUCCUCCCCCACCUAUGGGCCGAGGGGCACCCCCUCCAGGCAUGAUGGGCCCACCUCCUGGUAUGAGGCCUCCCAUGGGUCCCCCAAUGGGGAUCCCCCCUGGACGAGGAACUCCAAUGGGCAUGCCCCCUCCAGGAAUGCGGCCCCCUCCACCAGGAAUGCGAGGCCUUCUUUGAUCCUUGGCCACAGAGUUACGGAAGUAGCUCCACAGAGGCGUGGUCCCGGUUCACCAGGGCCACACUACCACAGACCGGUUUGUUUGUUAUGCUGUUGUACUUGGAGUCUCACCAGAUUGUCUGGUUUCCCUUACAGGGCCCCCUCCCCCAGGAAUGCACCCACCAAGGCCCUAGACUCAUCUUGGCCCUCCUCAGCUCCCUGCCUGUUUCCUGAAAGCCUGUACAUAGUCCUUUUAUUUCUGUGUGCCUGGGACACAAAAUUUCUUAAUAAACUCUUAAUAGGAUA
Molecule: messenger RNA, 1074 nt
Organism: Eptesicus fuscus (big brown bat)
Lineage: Eukaryota; Metazoa; Chordata; Mammalia; Chiroptera; Vespertilionidae
Gene: SNRPB
Product: small nuclear ribonucleoprotein polypeptides B and B1
Exons: 7
Coding region: 66-788 (240 amino acids)
Biological process (GO): mRNA splicing, via spliceosome
Cellular component (GO): U2 snRNP; U2-type prespliceosome; cytoplasm
Molecular function (GO): RNA binding
Source: RefSeq, a predicted model, not a curated record